Molecule: messenger RNA, 8971 nt
Organism: Megalopta genalis
Lineage: Eukaryota; Metazoa; Arthropoda; Insecta; Hymenoptera; Halictidae
Source: RefSeq, a predicted model, not a curated record
AGCCGCUUGUAUCGUUCGGGACUCGGGACACAUUCUCCUGCGUUAGGCGAGGGCUCGACACGAGAGCCCGACAAGAAGAGAGCCCGAGGAGAGAGAAAGAGCUCGCGUGCGCGCAGAGCGGAGCGAAGUUUGCGGCCGGCACGAACUCGGCACGGAGGUAGCCGAACCUAGCAGACCCGACGACGAUAGACACUGCCGCGUCGCCGCGUCCCUCUGUCAGCUCGAACGCUGGCGGCGUUCACGUUUCGCAGGGGUACGGAGGCUUUUCAGCGUGUGUCCGGUCAGUAUACGUUCAAGUGCCCGCGACGACGGAUCCCCAAAGCCCACCCGACGAGCGAUUCUUCGGCGCGACGUUUCUUCACCGCCUGCUCCUCUCUUCGGCGCGUCUCCGUCUCUCUUUCCCUCUCCGUUCGUGUCGUCGGAAAGAAAUCGCGAUAGACGGACGACGGAAUAAAGAGAACGCGAACGGGAAGCGUGAACGGUCUCUCUGGACGGCGUGCGGCUCCGAAUGCGAGGUGCAAGCGGAUGCGCCGGUGCACCAGCAGCUGCAGCUGCCACUGCCGCUACUACCGCCACUGCUACCAGCAGACCGCCGGUGCUGCUGCUGUCGCCGCCGCUGCCUCUGUCUCUGCCGCUGCCACCGCUGGUGCUGCUGCCGCUGGCAGAGCCUCGCAGAGGUGUCCACCUCGUGGCAGUCGACACUUCCUACCGGACGGUGGUAGUGUCCAGGCGCGCUGGACACACGAGCUGCAGCCGGUCGCUGCUGCUGCUGCUGUCGUUGCUCAUCGAGCGUAAGGAUUAAGAGAGGCACGAGCAGGGGACGAAAGAGAAGGAGGAAGAAGAAGGUGGCACACAACUAGGACGGUGCGGGUCUCCGUGUCGUCUCCGUUAUACUUCGUAACUCCGUUAUUCGUAACACGUAACCCGUUAUCGUCACGUUUCGUUGUUAUCGUUAUCGUCGUCGUCGCCGUCGUCGAUCGUCGUCGUCGUCGUCGAUCGUCGUUGUCGUCGACGUCGUCGUCGUCGUCGUCGUGUCGGUGUGUCGUCUCGUCUGCGGGAACUCGCCGCGAGCAUCGUGACCGUUCCGCUUGGUCCGAGUUACUUUGGUGGUUGGAUUUCUCGAGGACGCAGGGCCGAACGGGAGCCGGAAAGGGCCGAGGAAAGGGGUUUCCUCGGGGUUGGAAGGAAAGAGUGCGACGAACCCUUCCUCCCUUCACGAGGCGCACCACUCUCGCAUACUGACGCGCGACGUGUCGCCGGUAAUAUAGCGUGCGCGCUUUCGUUUAGAGGGUUUCUUCCCUCCGACAACGUCGUCCUCGUCGUCGUCGUCAUCGUCGUCGUGGUCGUCGUGGUCGUGAUCGCCGUGAUCGAGGAAGAAGAGAAACGUGCCGGGAGCGCACACGCGGCUGUCUCCUCUCGUCGCCGUCGAGGUUCUUUUUCUCCGUCGACGCACGGGGUGGAAUUUCGUGCGCCUUCCGCUCCGACCAGCGACGCAUCGCCACCGGUGCGCUGGGGGACACAGUGACAGACGGACAGGGAGCGACAGAGAGAUAGAACGAGAGAGAACGAGAGAGAAGGGAAAGAGACGGACGCGAAUAUUUUUUCGGGGCUGGAAAGCGACAUGAAAACACUGGAAAUCUAUAGGGUGGCUCAGUGAGUCGCGAAGGAGAGAAGGCGACGCGCUCGCGUGCUGGCCGACCAUAAACAAGCCGCGGACGCGCACGGCGGACGACGGACGGACGGGUCGGGCCUCGAGCGGGUUGGUUUGAAAUUCGAACGGUCCGCGUAACUGUUACGUGAUUGUCUCCCCGCGCGAAGGGGGGAGGGAGGGGAGGGGAGAGCAGUGCGGUUGACACGGGACAGGUAAAACGAAGACGAGGAGACACGCGUCGCGAAUCUUUGGGGAAAAGAGGGCCUGACGGGGAGAGAGGGAAGAUAAAGAGAAAUCGGCGGAGGAGUGGGGGAAGAAGGAAGAAAACGAAGACGAAGACGACGAAGGGGGGAAGAAGAAGAAGAAGAAGAAGAAGUUGUGAUUAUUAUUUUGGUGUGCUGGUGGUGCUGGUACUCGGUGGAGCCAGGUCGUGGUGAUGCCUCGCGGAUCGGCUAGAUCGCUGGGUGUCGUAGGUUCGGACGGCUUGGGUGCAGUCCCGGUCACGUACCAGGGUGUUCCGAGGAGGAUACGCUGACGAGUGCAGCCCCCGGUGGCACGGCAGUCGUCGCUCCUGCAGGCCAUGUAUUACGGUCCGGUAAUCGACCGUACCGGCAGCAGCUGCAGUGCCAGCGACCUUCAGCAGCCGCGAUCACCACGUCGCCGCGGCGCCGCGACGACCGGCGUCGUCCCGCCCGAGGACGCCGACUCCGAGGAGGAGCAGCGUCUGUUCCAUCGUCUGUUCCAGAGGAGGGUCGAGGAGCCGGCGUACGUCGUCCUCGACGUUCAAACGGCAGCGUGCCGAACCGGACCGGCCGACGACCACCGUCAUGUUUCACGCGGCGGCGGACCAUCCCGUGCCGGUCAAAGGCCAGGCAGAAGACGGCCCGGCGGGUACGCGGUCAGGAUACUCGUGCUCGCCGCGGCCGCUGCCUUCCUCGCACUCGCCGUCUCGCCGGUGUCCGGCACGGCAAACAAGAAAGAGGAAGAGACGGCGGUGGCCGCAGCCGACGUCACGGAAGAGACCACCGGUGUCCUGUCGACGAGAUCUAGGACGGGCAGCGAUCCUGGCGGCGGUAUAGAUCUCUUGGCGGCGUUACAGCUGCACAACACCACGCGGCAGGGUGUUACACAGGUGCCGGGGCUGGUUAGAUUAAAGCCAGCUUACUAUCUUCAGGGCGAGGAGAGGGAGCUCCGACUGAACGAGGCGAGCUUCGAACGAGCGGCCACACUACUCCGGCGGGUUCCGGAAUUCACUAUAGCCGCCGCUCUGCGACAGGAGGAGGCCAAUUCCGGGACGAUCGUCGCCUUUUCACAUGGGAACAAUAGAUAUUUGGAGCUGCAGAGCAGCGGUCGCAAAGACGAGCUUCGACUUCACUACGUGUCACGCCGUGACGGCACAGUCCACGUGGAGGCGUUUCCUUUCCGUUUGGCGGACGGGGCCUGGCACAGGGUCGCCCUGAGCGUUAGCGGCUCGCAGGUCGAGCUGCUGGUCGACUGUCACCCGUUGUACAGGCGGCUGCUCAGGCCUGGACCGCCGGACACCAACUUCACCCUGCCGCAGCUACAGCUCUGGGUGGGGCAGAGAAACGCCAGACACUUUCUCUUCAAGGGUGCUUUGCAGGACGUGAAGCUGAUCCCCGGCCCCCAUGGCUAUCUAUCGCAGUGCCCCCAGCUCGACUCGUCCUGUCCCACCUGCGGUCAAUUUUCUAUAUUACAAAACACGGUGGAACAGCUGAUGGAUAACCUGAACGAGCUGACGCGGAGGCUAGCCGCUGCAGAGGGCAGGAUAAGCAAAGUGGAGGAGUGCGAGUGCCAAAAGUCUUGCAGGGCCAACGGCACCGUCCACGAAGACGGCGCCACGUGGGAGAAGGGCUGCCAGCAGUGUUCCUGCGUCCACGGCGAAAUCGAGUGCAGGCCUACGCCCUGCGCCCCGGUCACUUGCAAGCAUCCCGUCCUUCCUCAGGGACAGUGCUGUCCCAUCUGCUUGAAGCAAUGUUACUUGCGCGGUGUGAUCUAUGACCACGGUGAAAAAGUCUCGCCGAAACAGUGCGUCGAGUGCGACUGUUUCGACGGCAGUUUCACCUGUCAGAGGUUCGACACGGAGACCAGAUGUCCACCACUGCCUUGUCCGCCUAGCGAACAGAUUAGCGUGGCCGAGGAGUGUUGCAAGUUCUGUCCAGGGGUGGACUACUGCGCGAAGGGCCACAAGUGUCAUGCUAACGCGUCCUGCCUGAACCUCCAGACCACCUACGCCUGCCACUGCGAUAUCGGUUUCCAGGGGGAUGGUCAUAACUGUCACGAUGUGGACGAGUGCGCGCAGCAAGGCGGCUCCGAGGGCCAUCACUGCAACGCGAACACCAAGUGCGUGAACGUGAUCGGCUCGUACACGUGCGAGUGUCUUCCGGGUUACCACAGAGUCGACAAGUUCAACUGCGCCGAACUGGACGAGUGCGCGACCGGCCAUCACGCCUGCGACGAGCACGCGACCUGCGUCAACACGGCCGGCAGCUAUUAUUGCGUGUGCAAGGAGGGAUACACCGGCGACGGAUACACCUGCAAACCCGUCUGCAAUCAGACCUGCCAGAACGGCGGCGAGUGCGUGGCACCGGGCCGGUGUUCCUGUCGCCGUGGCUACAUCGGGAACAGCUGCGAGCUGGACCUCGACGAGUGCGCGAGCGACCUUCACCGGUGCCACCAGUCCUCGACCUGCUUCAACAUGCCCGGCUGGUACUACUGUCGCUGCAAGCCCGGCUACAGGAGCGCCCUCCACGACAGCACCCAAGGCACCCAGUGCCUGGACAUCGACGAGUGCAACGACCAGACGAUCGAGAGGAGGCACACGUGCCAUCCGAGCGCGAAGUGCGCGAACACCGAGGGUGGCUACCAGUGCAUCUGCCCGCUGCAGGAGGACAAUCGCACCGCGGAGGAGUGCAGGCUGAGUUGCUGGUUCGAGGAGAGGGAGGUGGAGAACGGGGAGACCCUGGCGCCAGCCGGGAACCCUUGCAGAAGGUGCACGUGCAAGGACGGCGUGAUCGCGUGCAGAGACCCCGUCUGCGACUGCAGCGCCCCCGGAAGCCGCAGGGACAAAUGCUGUCCCCAGUGCGACCCAGCAGCCUCUUGCAGGCAUCAGGAGCUCCAUCAUCUGGUCUUCAGGAGCGGCGAGCGAUGGAUAUACCAAUGCCAGACCUGCGAAUGCCUGUACGGCGAAAUAGACUGUUGGCAAAUGGAAUGUCCGCCGGUGACCUGUUCGAACCCGGUCACCGAAGACGGCGACUGUUGUCCCCGCUGCGAGGACGACCCUUGCGCGCGUGAACCCUCCGGGAACGGCACCACCCUCUCGACCCUGACGCGACCCAGGCCCUGCAGCUACUCGGGGAUCAUCCACGACAGCGGCAGCUCCUGGCAGGACCCCCAUGACAAAUGCACGACGUGCGAGUGCAAGGUGCCGUACUGCGCCCAAUUGGUGAGCAAUAGCGCGUGUUGUGUGCAUCGGACGGGCAGCUAUGCUGCAGCUACGAUUACGGCUGCGCUGGCGAUCUGGGUGACGACGAGCAGCAACGUCCUCCAGUCGUUGUUCCUGAGCCUGUCGUACGCGGUCUACCGGGCCCUGCGGGGUCACCGAUGGCAGACGGUGCACCGGAAGCAGCUGUACCAGCGGUUACCGGUGCCGGCGGUGUCCCGACAGCCGCCAGCAACCACCUUCUGCCGGGCCCGUCUUCUUCCUCGUCCGUCAGCGCAGGCCCCGGCCCGGCCAGAAAAGCUCACUGGACCCUGCAGCGGAACACGGUGCAGCCGCCGCCACCGCAGCAGCAGCAGCAACAGCAGCAACAGCAAAGAGACGAGCGACGUCUCCGACCGCAGCAACAGCAACAACAACAGCAACAACAGCAGCAGCAACAAGCCGCGGCCACGGCGAGGUACCAGAUGGCCGUCGGAGGCGCGGCGACGUCGUCGACGGUCCAGCGGCCGUCAGCCGCAGCGACGCCGGCGUCGUCGCCGACGACGGCGACGACCAAGAUUCCGGCCAACCAGCAAGAGCCCGAAGCAUCGCCGCCGCGUCGCCAGCAACGAGGAAAGCAGCCCGGCAGCCUCGCGGUUCAUCGAGCGAACGCGUCCUCGUCCUCGCCACCGUCCUCCUCGCCGGCCCUGCCGGCGCCCUCCGGCGCUCGGCUGGGCCCGCAGGAGGCCAGCAGCACCCCCGCGAACGGCGCCGCACGCGGCGACUACCGUCAAACGGCCCCGAGCCGCCAUCGUCGCAGCAACGACGCCGAGCCCGCGGGACACCAGGACACCGCCACUUGAGCGCGGCGACGCCGUCGACAGCUAGAAGAGACAGCAAUCAGCAUUGGCAAGGCAUUCCAGGGGGUGUAGAGGAGGCUACGCGGGGUAGCCGGACGAGUUAGGAGAGCGAGCGGAGUCGCGUCCUCCGCGGCCGCCGCCUCGGUUGUUCGUCGCGUCGCCGAGGGAAACGCGGGGAAAGAGAGAGAGAGAGAGAGAGAGAGGACGGCGGGCCCAGAGCGGGGCCUUCGAGGCUACGAAGAGAGGAGGACUCCGGCGCCUCGUUGCCGCGUCUUCUCGACACGCUCCAGCUUCCAUGGUCCAGCACGCCGCUGAAGAGAGAGACUGUGUUUCUUUCACGGGGUCCAGCCGACAAGAUGGCGCCGAUCAGCGAUCGGAGGACGAUCCUCCGUGUCGGACCCAUCCCCCCACACCUUCCUCGCCCAUUUCUAGUCUGUUUUAGAGCCGCGUCGCGCCCCGCCGCGGACGACGGCUCCACGGGGCCCGGUGUUUUUUCGGCGGGCGCUUCGUUCGAUCGAUCGCGCACCGUUCGCGGGGAUUUUGGUGCCAAACGCGGGCCUGCCGAGCCGGCCCAAAAUACACGGCGGACCUCGUUUCUCCUUUUGUUCGCUGGUUCGCCGCUCGAAAGGGACGACGGGGACAGCGGCGCGCCGUUGCCAACGAUCGGCGCGGACCUCUUCGACGGGUCAAGCAUAAAGGUUUCGAUACCGCAGGCACCAGAAUCGAGAAACUGAGCCCCCCACCCUCUCCCCGCCUCCGUUACCUCCGGCCCUCCUAACGAUACCCCCGCGCUCCCUCCACAGAGGCGCGUAUGCCCCGGAACGAGCGCGACGCGAGGCGCUCGUUUCAUGCUUUCCGCAAAUUCCUUCUUGGCGUGUUUCAUUGAACAGGUAGCGCACAAUAUUUGGGCCUUAUAAAGUAUAUAAAUUGUUCGAUGUUCCGCUAGCGGCGAGCCUCGCGCUCUCGGCGAGCGAGGCUGCGAUUGUAAAGAAAAAAGCGGUGUAUAAUUUAUCGUAAGGAAUUGAAUAUUAUAUCCCCGACGCGGACGAUGUUGUUUAAACAUAGGAGAGCUCCGUCACGUGUAUAAAUAUAUACUGUAAUAUGUACAAAUAUACGUAUAUAUCGUAUACCAUGUAGCCACGCUAUGUAUACGUGCGUGUAUGUAUAUAUUUAUAUUUGUAUGUAUGUAUAUUUAUGAGCGAAGCAAACGAAAAUCUAUAUAUAUAUAUAUAUACAUAUACAUAUAUAUAGUAUAUAUAUUAAUAUACAUAAUGUAUAUUCGCCGAGGACUCGGGUGGACGAAACGAAGAACCCCUAUCGAUGUUGAGAGUAUGUAAAUCGGAUCGACGACGACUAAACGACUAUAUAAAAAAAAGAAGAAAAACAAAGAAGGUUAUUGUAAUUAUGGAUGAUCAUAUCUCGUGACAAUAUAGACGGCGCGCGGUAAAUCUUUAUCGGGGGAAAGAACGACGAAAGAGAACGACAACAACGGCUAUACACAAUCAACGAUAGCUCUCUCGCGUUUUUCUCUGGCGAAAAUAUAGUCUUACGCUUGGAAAGUAAACGUUUAAGGAUCAUUAGGGUAUUCUCGCUCGGUCGGUUUAAGUCGAUGAUCGCGAAAAAGAAGCACAGGCCGCGGCCCGUGCUGGUUCAGUUUCUCUGGUUCCGGACGCUGGCCUGGUUUAUGCCUUGAUCCAGGGUGUCGAAUUAAUCAUCGAACGCGCAACCUGUGCCUCCACGGUUUCACGGGGCCUUGGACGAGGUGCAUGGCCCCCGGUUUCACGGGGCCAGCCCAGUCGGACGUGUCCGCCGACGACGAUCGUCCGGCAUUUAUUUUCUCGUGCCGCUCUUUUUCUUCUCGGGAGGAAGAAAGACGGUUCUACGACCGUGAACUCUGGCCUAUGAACGCGAGCUGCUCGCGGGGUUAAUCGCCGCUCGAAUCGCGACGGUUCUAAUCGAGUUCGAGACGGUUCUAUUCGAGUGCGAGACGGUUCUAAUCGAGUGCGAGACGGUUCUAAUCGAGUGCGAGACGGUUCUAUUCGAGUUCGAGACGGUUCUAUUCGAGUGCGAGACUAUUCGAGUUCGAGACGGCUCUAUUCGACUGCGAGACGAUUCUAUUCGAAUUCAAGACGGUUAUAUUCGAGUUUUAUUCGAGUUUGAGACGGUUCUAUUCGAGUUCUAUUCGAGUUCGAGGCGGUUCUAUUCGAGUUCGAGACGGUUCUAUUCGAAUUUGAGACGGUUUUAUUCGAGUUCCAUUCGAGUUCGAGACGAUUCUGUUCGAGUUCGAGACGGUUCUAUUCGAGUGCGAGACUAUUGGAGUUCGUGGCGUUUCUAUUCAAGUUCGAGACGGCUCUAUUCGAGUUCAAGACGGCUCUAUUCGAGUUCGAGACGGUUCUAUUCGAAUUUGAGACGGUUCUGUUCGAGUUCUAUUCGAGUUCAAGACGGUUAUAUUCGAGUUCUACUCGAGUUCAAGACGGCUCUAUUCGAGUUCGAGACGGUUUCAAGGUUAAAUUACUACGAUCGCGUGGACGGAUGUUCGAGAUAGACGCGUUAUUGGAUGCUGGAUUCGCUCGGUACCGACGGGGGAGGGGGGGGAGGACCACGGGAUAAAUCCUCGACAAUACAACGACCGCGAAAAGGAUGCGAGAACGAACGAAAACGCUGGGGACGUUCAGGUCGCGGACACGUCCGAUUGUUCACCAUGCCGAUUUAGGUCUCCUGUUCAAUUAUUAGUUGUACACCGGACGAUGAACGUGCCGGCUCGCUCGAACGAUUCUUUAUCUCGCUCAACCGAACGCGACCACUAUGACUACAUUCCUCCUUGAUUAACGAUAAGUAGGCACUAAUGAGAGAAACAUAUAAAUAUAUAAAUAUAUAUACAUACAUACGUACGUACGUACAUACAUACAUGCAUACAUACAUACAUAUAUACAUAUAUAUGUGUAUAUAUAUGCAUGUUUAUAUAAGUAACGAAAGGAGGGAGCCGAGAAAGAAAGAAACUAAUAAAUAAAAUUAAACAAA